UCUUUCCUAUUCUCUCUCGUCUCCACCUCCGAGUAGAAGAAGAGAGAAAAGAAAAGUUAGAGAGAGAGAGAGAGAGAGAGAGGGAGAGAGAGAGAUGGGGUUCAAACCUAGUAAGAAGGAACCUCUCAACCCACCUCCGCUCGAGUCGAGCCCUAGCGCGAACCCUUCCCUCGGCGCCGUCGCCGGCCCCGUCGAGGAGUCAUCGGCGGCGGCGAUGGAGAUCGAUGAGGAGGAGGAGGACAAGGCGCUCGCCGGGGCGGCGGCGCUGGCUCGCGCGGAGGUGCUGCGCCGCCGCUCGCGGCGGCGGAAGCAGUUGAUUGCGCGGUACAGGCGCCAGUACUGGGCGAUGGUGGAGGAGGUGAGGGUGAAGCACCGGACCUACUAUUGGGUCUACGGGAAGGGCCCCGUCGACGCGGGGAGAGGAGGAGGAGGAGGAGGCGAGGAGGAGAGGGGAAGGGGAGAAGGGGAGAGGAAGCGGUGCGCGUUCGCGGGCGUGCAAGCGAUGGCCAUGCCGUUGACGAGGUUUUGCCACGCCCACAUACUCCGCGAUCCAAACAGACGCUCUACAGCCUUGCAAUUUCAUCAUCAAGAGUAUCGAUUUCUAACUUAUCCUCUGUAUGGGAAUUUCUCAAAGGGGAUCUCCAGUAAUGCACGGACAGGGCAAAUUAUUUGUGGGAAACCUAUCCUAGUAGCUGCAGCACCCUCACUGUGCCAUGUGCACCUUCAGAGGGUUCAAAAGAGCAUAGCGCAAGGUUUAAAAAAGACAGGCCUUAACAUGUCCUCUUCAAGUAAAACCAUUUCAAAAUUUACGGUCUUGAUCGCUGAUUGUGUACGUCAAAUUCAAAGCAAAAGAAGAAAAUCCUUGAAUGCUUCAGUUGACAAAAUUGCCUCUAAAGAUGAAAAACUCAGUUGAGUCAUUUUCACGAAAUUGAACUGUUGAUCUCUGCCGCUGCCGGAACUUCUGACACCCGUGAACAUUAGUUGGGCAGAACAGGAGUCGUGUUGGAAAUUAACUGGACAGAAACCACAAUGGCCAGAGGAGGAGCUGUACUAUUAUGAUUGAUGGCAACCAAUUGUGCAUAUUUAUGGGCUUGUGCGUGAGUACUCUUGGCGAGCAGUCCACUUCAUUGGUGGGCCACAUAUAAUGAUGAACACUGUUGAAGAAUUUCAUGACUUUGAAUCCAUCUCUUCUUUCACAUGUUCAAGUACAUUAUUUCUCUUCGGUAUCUCUUAGGCGCGUCAACUGGUUCGAAAGCUUGCUCGCUGUAACUAAGUAGAAUGCAGUAGAAAUAUCCACGGAUUAGUGGGAUUGUCUGAAGGGGAUCUUGUAUCUAUGAAAUGCUACGAGCUAUGCGUUCUACUACAUCAUUGUGUAUCUUAAUGCAUGAGGUUCGUAAUAGUGCUGCCAUGAUCAGUUAAAAGAAGGAAAUAUCGCUGUGAAUACUCUUCUGUGGUGUAAUGCAAUAGGUGUUCUUAUGAGGAUUUUCGGUCUGUUUUACUUGUGUAAAUAUGUAUUACCAAUGUCUGUAACUUUAAUUCCAUUGGUGGAAGUUUGCUUUGAUUUUGUUGCUCUUCAUGGCAUUUUUAGCUUACGUUCAAGUAGUUUCAACUCAAAGCGCACAAAUUGAGGAUUCAGUAUCUGCAUUGGUUUUUAUAUUAUCGUUUCAGCUGUUCAGGUCGUUUUGUGAUUUAGUUUCUAUUUGAUCUUGUUGU
This is a messenger RNA of Ananas comosus (pineapple), 1713 nucleotides long. RefSeq lists its product as uncharacterized. Lineage: Eukaryota; Viridiplantae; Streptophyta; Magnoliopsida; Poales; Bromeliaceae. The coding region runs from base 95 to 913 and encodes 272 amino acids. The transcript is spliced from 4 exons. The record is from RefSeq and is a predicted model, not a curated record. Gene Ontology annotation, cellular component: NSL complex.